CAGCCACCUCCUGCCUGUGCGCGGCCGGCGGCCGGCCAUGCCGGGGCCACCGCCAGGGUGCCCGGGGCCACCGGAGCCGGGGGUGGCCGGGCUGGGAUGGCCACCGGGAGCCAACGGGGCUGCUCCCGGCACGGCGGGGGACGGCGGGGCACCCAAGAAAGAAACCAAGMUGCUCCUCAAGGAAAGGAUCCCUGCCCAGGACAGCUGAUGGAGCCCCGUGGAUCAGCUCUUUCUGGUAUGAAGCGAUCAUAAUUUUAUGACCCAGAGGGAUCCUCUGACUGCUCGAGGGACCCCUUCUGAAGGGCGAGCCAUGCAGUAGGAGCCGGCAGAACCCACGGAGAGAGGGACACGGCGGUGCCACGGGAAGGACGGGACAUGCGGAGCCGCGGCUUCCUCCUCUGGAGCAUCCUCCUCAUCCUCACCGCCGGCACCGAGAGCUUCACCCGCACGGGCCGCAGGGUGUGUGCUGCGGGGCCGCGGAGCCGGCAGAGCGCCCACACCGAGUCCCACGUGCAGCCCGUGUACCAGCCCUACCUCACCACCUGCCAGGGCCAGCGCCUCUGCAGCACCUACAGGACCAUCUACAAGGUUGCCUACAGGCAGAGGUACAGGCAGCUGCCCGAGCCCACAGCCCCGUGCUGCCCYGGCUGGAGCAGAGCAAACAGCCCUGGACUGGGCUGUACCAGAGCUCUCUGCUGGGAGCCGUGCCAGAACGGAGGCACCUGCGCCUUCCCCGGGAGAUGCUCCUGUCCCCCCGGCUGGACAGGGCCAUCCUGCCAGACAGACGUGGAUGAAUGUGCCAGCCAGAGCCACGGGUGCAGCCAGCUCUGCGUCAACACAGCCGGGAGCUUCCACUGUGCCUGCCAGGACGGYUUCAGCCUGGCUGCCGACCACAAGGACUGCCAGCCCCCGGUGCCAGCGCCUGGGACAGACCCCUCCAGCCCCACAGGUGCCUCCAGUGAAAUGAAGGAAGAAAUGGAGGAGCUGAGGGGCAGAGUGGAAGCGCUGGARCAGAAGCUCCAGCUGGUGCUGGCCCCCUUCCACAACCUCAUGCCUCCGGAGGAUGUUGGUGCAGACCCCAUCAGCCGCCUGUCCCACUCCCUGCAGCAGCUGGACAGGAUCGACUCCCUGAGCGAGCAGAUCUCCUUCCUGGAGGAGMGGCUGGAGACCUGUUCCUGCAAGAACGAACUCUAGCAGAGUGCCUGAGGCCCUGGAGCAAGCCAAGUGCAUCCACAGCUCUUAUCUCCCUCUCCAGCCCCAGGCUGGGAUGAAGCCACACCYUCCACAGGAAGGCACGGGGCAGCAGGACAAGGUUCCCAUCAGCAUCUCCAUCGUUCUCUUCCAGCUCACCUCACGAGAGGUCACCCAGUUCCUUCCAAACUGGACUCGGGGCCCUCUCCCUGCUGGAGAGGCAGCAAAUAAAAGUUUUACCUCGUGCCAUGAGCGCCUGGCUGUGCCAGACUGCCUGGGUGUGAACU
Molecule: messenger RNA, 1478 nt
Organism: Malurus melanocephalus (red-backed fairy wren)
Lineage: Eukaryota; Metazoa; Chordata; Aves; Passeriformes; Maluridae
Gene: EGFL7
Product: EGF like domain multiple 7
Exons: 11
Coding region: 376-1194 (272 amino acids)
Biological process (GO): anatomical structure development
Cellular component (GO): extracellular region; cell surface
Molecular function (GO): signaling receptor binding; calcium ion binding
Source: RefSeq, a predicted model, not a curated record